This is a messenger RNA of Bursaphelenchus xylophilus (pine wood nematode), 2381 nucleotides long. Lineage: Eukaryota; Metazoa; Nematoda; Chromadorea; Rhabditida; Aphelenchoididae. The record is from the annotation of a GenBank genome assembly.
AUGGCCAAGUCCUUGGCCAAGCUUUUGCGGAUCCAGGAUUGGAAGGUAAGGUUCACAAGAUACGAAAAAUGGAUUUGUACAAAACACCUACAGAGACAUGCAAUAAUACAAAGCCGGAAGUUUCUGAGGUCACCCUAGCCGCCGCGGGGCAUGAAAUGUUAAUCGGACAGGGAAGAUAUUAGGGAUGACAUGUCUGCUGGAGAAAUGAACUCUUAUUUUCGAAAAUAUGUAAUGAGAAAUGCCAUUAAUUACGGGGUAAUUGGGUGCAGAGGAGCGGUUUUGAUGCACUAAAAUAUAGCGGUUUGGUGAUGAAAAUGUAUGGAAUGGCAAACUCGCGUACUGUCAAAACUUGGUAUGCAAAAGUUAUUCGUUAUAGAAAGGUUUUGAUCUGAACGUUUCUGUCCUGAGAUUGACAAUUGGACCUCAGAAUUUGUUUAUUAUUAAGCAGGGUUUGUUGUACAAAGGCUUCACUGUUAGAAUUCUAGCUUUCAGAACCUAAACAAACAAAGUUUUGACAAAGAAUUAACUUGGAUUUUUGCCGAUUUUUGAUCUAAAAAUUUUACAAACGGAUUCCUUCUAAACUUUUUUGAGCUCUUUCAGAAUUUAGGGGUCUCAUUUUGAAAGCUUACGGACAGCUCACACCAUUCCCUGUCAGUCAUGUCUGCAAACCGCAAGCUGAACCUCUCGCACAUACAUUAGAAGAUCUUAAUCUAUAUUUCAGCCACUUUUUAUCAAAAUAUGAGCGUCGCAAACCUCUAUUUUUUGUUUACUCCUACAAUCCCCUUGUGGAUAUCGCCUCCUUCUUGCAUCACAAUUCAAUUUCUGCAGUUUAUAGGUUAAACUUCUUUGUCUAAUGACCCCCGGAUUUAUUGUCUUAUCCCAUCGACCCCUCAGCCAAUGUUAAAGGUCAUGCACGGAUCACAAUUACAAAAACUAAACAAUGAAUACAGUAGGAAUACUACGCAAAUUGCGUAGUACCUACGCAGAAAAUUAAUUACCCUCUGCGUUCCCGGUUCCCAAAAAGUUUAACCGAAUGUUUUUUACAACCCUAACGUUCCACAGAUUACUUGUGCUAAAGAGCAACCGGAUUUCAAGACAAUCGGAAAAUUAUGUGCACUUUGAGAGCCAAAAGAAGCUUUGUUUUAUCUCAAAAUUCCAUUAAUUUAGGCAAGUACCCCUUCUUGUAUUGUAUCCCAAAAAUUCUGGUCCACAGCUCUUGUGGACUUUUGCUAAAAACCCCAAUGAAUUAAGAUACAAACAAGAUGAAUUAUCGACGUAAUGACCUUUUCCGGCAAUUUGAAAUUGCAUAGAAUGGGAUUAAAAACAAUUCGAAUAAAGAUUACAAUUAUGAAAUGUGAGGAAAACAUAACAAGAUUAUGGCUGCCUGGGGCAGAAUAUUAAGGACCGCUUAAUUUUGGUCCAAAUUCUACAUUCCUUCUCCAAUUUUCCUAAUUUUAAUCCUCAAUCGUAAUCAAAUGGGAUUUAAAUUUUUUCAAACUCAAUAAAUUAUCCUCCAAAUACUCUCCAGUUAGCUAAUUUUUAGCUAAUAAAUAACUUGCAGAAGACACUCAACAUCAUUGCCGGAGGCCAUGCAAUUCUGCACCUGAUUUUUCUGGGGCUUGAGAUCUACUCCGGCCACUAUUACGGAGUGAUCGGCUCGUUGUUUGGGAUUGCCGCCAGUGCCGCCUUGUUCUACGGAAAUCGCCGUGAAAUACCGUAUCUAUUUCUACCGUACCUGAUCUGUAAUGUAAGCCGGAUGUUCGGGGGUUGGGGUAUUUUUGUAAUCGUUCUUUAUUGGGAUUUGUUGCGGAACUGGUUUCCUAAGAAUGGAUUUAAAAACAGUUAGAUGACAACAUUGUUAUAAGGGAUAUGAUUAUUUACGGGGGAUGACUUAACGACGGGGAUAUGCGGGGGAAGGAUUUGGUUUGGAAAACAAGAUUAUCUUAGCUAGUAUUCAAAGCAAAAAAUAAACGACAACGACGUAAAUUGCAAUCGAAAACAUAGGCGCCUUUUGAAAUUUUUCAAAUUAAAUUUUUUUACACAUUUCUGCAAAGCGCGCAUAUGGCUUAAAAAUUGCAUCCUUAAUUUUCAACAGGUGCCACAAUAACCUGUUUUUCGAACUUGGAGUAGUACCCUAAAAAAUCGUUUUUCAGCUAGUCUUAAUCGUCGCGUGGCUUGGAGCUGGUCUUUAUCUUAUUGUCGAAGCAGCUGAGUGCAUUCCAGAAGAAGAGCAAGUCCACACUCUACUCAAAUUCCAAAGUCCUGUCGUCGGAAUUGUAAUGGGUUCACUGGAGAUUGUCAUCUCAAUUCUGCAAAUAAUUCCUCUCAUUCUUGUGUAUGAAGCAGCCAAUUUACUGCGGAAAGAUUGCUUGUACAAUUAG